Phyllopteryx taeniolatus (common seadragon) is the source of this 1062-nucleotide messenger RNA. It is a transcript of the gene atp5f1c, whose product is annotated as ATP synthase F1 subunit gamma. Gene Ontology annotation, biological process: proton motive force-driven ATP synthesis. Lineage: Eukaryota; Metazoa; Chordata; Actinopteri; Syngnathiformes; Syngnathidae. Gene Ontology annotation, molecular function: proton-transporting ATP synthase activity, rotational mechanism. The record is from RefSeq and is a predicted model, not a curated record. Bases 82 to 963 code for a protein of 293 amino acids. The transcript is spliced from 9 exons.
GUGCGCGUCCGCGAAGGCGUCCUCCGUCCUUGUGAUUUGCGCGCAUGCGCAGUGCUGCCCGCCUGACCUUCAUCUGCUAGCAUGUUCGCCAGGACCAGCGCGUUGCUCUUCUCUCCGCAAUGCGGGCAGAUCAGGAACAUGGCCACCUUGAAGGACAUCACCAUCCGCCUGAAGUCCAUCAAGAACAUCCAGAAGAUCACCAAGUCCAUGAAAAUGGUGGCCGCCGCCAAGUACGCUCGGGCUGAGAGGCAGCUGAAGCCCGCCCGAGUCUACGGCACCGGCGCCCUCUCUCUGUACGAGAAGGCGGGGAUCAAGGCGCCCGAGGACGAGGCGACCAAGCACCUGAUCGUCGGCGUGAGCUCCGACCGCGGCCUCUGCGGCGCCAUCCACUCGGGCGUGGCCAAGAACAUCAAGAACCAGAUUGCCAACUUGACGGCCGGCGGCAAGGAGGUGAUGGUGGUCAACGUGGGCGACAAGCUGAGAGGUCUGCUGCACAGAACGCACGGCAAGCACAUCGUGCUCAACUGCAAGGAAGUGGGCCGCAAGCCGCCCACCUUCGGGGACGCGUCCGUCAUCGCCGGCGAGCUGCUCAACUCCGGCUACGAGUUUGACCGGGGAACCGUCGUGUACAACAGCUUCAGGUCCGUCAUCUCCUACAAGACGGCCCAGCAGCCGCUCUUCUCCACCGAGGCCGUCGCCGGCGCGGAGGCCAUGGGCGUGUACGACGACGUCGACGCCGACGUGCUGAGGAGCUACCAGGAGUUCGCCCUGGUCAACAUCAUCUACUUGGCGCUGCGCGAGUCGUCCACCAGCGAGCAGAGCGCCAGGAUGACCGCCAUGGACAGCGCCAGCAAGAACGCUUCCGAGAUGAUUGACAAGCUCACCCUGACCUUCAACCGCACUCGCCAAGCCGUCAUCACCAAGGAGCUGAUCGAGAUCAUCUCCGGAGCCGCCGCUCUGUAAGCGACGAGACGGACGAUUAAAUGUGACGCAAACGAGUCCGGCCACGUUUAUGUUUGUGUUUGUAAAAUAUACGUAGAGAAUAAAACUCUUACACAAUCA